CGGGCCAUCAAAAAUCCAGUUGUCAAAGUGGCGGCCCAAGUUGCUGUUUCCAAGCUGCGAGCAACAAGCUGCCUGAUCGAGUCCCGACAACACCAGUCUCGUCAUACAGCUUCAGUCUUCCAACCAGAAGUCCAACUCCAUACUCCACCAUGUCAGAAAAGAGACCAGCCUCCGACGACCUAAGCGAGGGACAGCUUGUAGUGAAGCGGCAGAACGUGGGUACGAGUCGCGCCCUCACUCGCCCCGGCGCAUCUGGCAAUGGCGCGCUCAUUCAGGCGGCGCCCAGGACCAGCGCGUUGCAAGCUCCCUUGAUGGAGCUGUCGGGGCACACGGGGGAGAUCUUCACAGCCAAGUUCGACCCAACAGGAAACCUCAUAGCGUCCGGCUCGAUGGACAGGACAAUAAUGCUCUGGAGGACAUACGGCGACUGUGAGAACUACGGCGUCCUGAAUGGGCACCGCGGUGCGAUCCUCGACCUCCAAUGGUCCCGCGAUUCCGACAUUCUCUUCUCCGCCUCUGCCGACAUGCACCUCGCGAGCUGGGACCUCACGUCAGGGGAGAGGAUACGGCGUUACGUCGGUCACGAGGAAAUCAUCAAUUCAAUGGACAUCAGCAAACGCGGCGAGGAGCUGCUAAUCAGCGGGAGCGACGACGGGACGAUCGGCAUCUGGGACCCCAGGACGAAGCACGCCGCUGACUACAUUGAGACGGAGUUUCCCAUCACUGCGGUUGCCAUCUCGGAGGCGGGCAACGAGAUUUACUCAGGCGGCAUCGACAACGACAUCAAAGUGUGGGACAUCCGUAAGAAGGCCGUCGUCCACUCGAUGCUGGGCCAUACCGACACGAUAACGUCAUUGCGGGUAUCGCCAGACGGACAGCAGCUGCUCUCGUAUGCGAUGGAUUCGACGGCAAGAACCUGGGACAUUAGGCCCUUCGCCCCGGCCGAGCGACACAUCAGGACCUUUGACGGGGCGCCGCUUGGGUUAGAGAAGAAUCUCAUCACCGGGAGCUGGGACUCGGACGGCAAGAAGAUCGCUGUUGGCGCAGGUGACGGCACUGUUGUCAUCUGGGCCAGCGACUCCGGGAAGCUGCACUACAAAUUACCUGGGCACAAGGGAACGGUAAACAGUGCCGAGUUUGCGCCUGGAGAUGCUCAUAUCAUUCUUUCCGCGUCAUCUGACCGGACCAUGCUGCUAGGCGAACUGAAGUGAGCCGGUGACUCUGCCGCACUUAUGCAAAGACUCCCCGCCGAAGUCUUACAGACGAUAAGGGGUCGCUUCUGCAAGCGGGAGUCACGAAUGCGAAGCCGCAGACUGCAGACUACGGCAGUCAACCUCGCACCCCGGCCCAAGAGUGGCAUUUUCUUAAAUGGGCAUGUGGCAGCCGAAGCGGGGUUGUUACAGGGCGACCGAGACUAGGCUGCCCUUCGAGGCGCCAAAGCAUCAGGGAUCGGCGCGGCUAGGAAGGCAGAAGACAGUGUACGGACAAGAUACCCAAAGGUUGACGGCGAUGUGCGAAAAGCGCGAAGCAGGUGCGACGGCGUGGGGCGGAUGAAGUGAUAUGGGCUAGCAGCCGAACAUGCAUGGCCUUUCCUCCCGCCACGCACUUGUAAGACUGAUGAUACCCGUCUAGGCGUCGCUGACACGUCAUCUAAUAAAGGUCAGGCCUUUUGUACUGUGG
Parathielavia appendiculata is the source of this 1680-nucleotide messenger RNA. Its product is annotated as WD40 repeat-like protein. The coding region runs from base 150 to 1211 and encodes 353 amino acids. The record is from RefSeq and is a predicted model, not a curated record. The transcript is spliced from 4 exons. Gene Ontology annotation, molecular function: protein binding; RNA binding. Gene Ontology annotation, cellular component: catalytic step 2 spliceosome. NCBI's taxonomy places the organism in Eukaryota, Fungi, Ascomycota, Sordariomycetes, Sordariales, Chaetomiaceae.